Linnemannia hyalina is the source of this 1932-nucleotide messenger RNA. The record is from the annotation of a GenBank genome assembly. Lineage: Eukaryota; Fungi; Mortierellomycota; Mortierellomycetes; Mortierellales; Mortierellaceae.
AUGAGCAGGAUCACCCCAAGGAGCACUCACGCCGUACUCUCGUCCCUCAGAGCACACAUCAAGACCGCCGCUGCUUCUGCUGCACCCAAGAGACAACGAAGAAAACAAGAACAACUCGACUCAACUUCCAUCGACAAUAUCUCCAAAAAUCUUAUCAAGGACCUAUACACCGGACCAUCCUCCUCCAAAUUAAAAUUCACCAUCGACGAUGUCUUCGCUCUCAAACCAGCCCAGCGGACAGUGACCCCGGACGAAUUCAACAAGCUCAAGGACCUCGUCGCUGCUUCCUUCAACCUCACACAACUCAAAGGCGUCCUCCGUUCUCAAGGAAUUCCUGCCAAUGGCAAGAAAUCGGUCCUCGUCAAUCAAAUCAUGGUCCUCAUGGAUCUGGAGAUCGUCAAGCCCGAGUCGAACGACCCUCCAUUGGUUGAGGACCCUUAUCAGGCCGAGAGGAACUUUGAGUCUGAGGUCUUUUCUUCCAACCGACGCGAACUCUUCUUUAUCCUUGGAGCUGAAGGAAACUCGUUGAGGCAAUUGGAGAAGGAGAAGAACGUGCGGCUCUCGAUCAGCAUUGCGGAUGAAACGUAUACGAUCAGGGGUGAGAAGGCGUCAAUCCAGGAGGCCAAGGAGCGAAUUCAGGAUAUGAUCGCGGUUACGGAAGAGUCUUGGGAUGUCUCGGGAUACAAGGAGAAGGAUCUGGUCAUGAAGGAUGCGUCGGCUCUGGAGGACAUUGCGCGCCGGUCAGAGACCUUUGUGUCGGCGGGUGACGAUAACACCCUGGUCAUCGCUGGACGGUCGGACAAGAACAUGGAGGAGGCCAAACGGUUAUUCGACCUCAAAGUGCAGCAGCCUUAUACCAAGGACGAACAGACGUUUUAUUACCAGGAGGAUGUGCUGGCUCCGCUCGGUAUGCUCCCAGUCUAUGACUCGGUGACCAUGAGCGCAGACGAAAACAAGAAGUCGUUCUUCAGGAUCAGUCAAAUCGUACCUUACGCACACAAACCAGCUGAGCAUUCUGAAAGUGAUGUGAUUUACCCUGUGCGGUCGUCACCCGAAACCAUUGGAACCAUGGACGCACUUGGACUGCACUUGAAGGAGGCAUUUGGCGAGACUCUUUUGCCUAGUCAAUCACUGGACGUCUCGGUUCAGCUUGGACAAGUGCUGUAUCCCAAUGACAACAAGCUACUGACCCAAGUUCCCAUAGGGACAUCGUUCGACAGCCUCGAGUUGAAGCGAUGGCUUACCACCGCCCAGGACCCCUAUUUCUUUCAAAAGUACGAGCGACGAGACUUGUCAAGACUCCCACUGGACGGACCCAAGAUCAGGACGAUUGAAGUUGAAUACACCCCAUCCUCCAGGACUCAAGAGACAUCAGCCGAACAAAGGAUAACCCGGAUAGUUUUUGAGCUCAACAACGAGGGCGAGCUGUGUAUUCAGGAAGGACGAUCGAUCGAUAGGCAACUUUUGACCAACAUUAUGGUGCUCGACCAACCCAUGGAUCUGCAGAUCAGAAGUGAGAUAUCAACGCUUCUUUCUCCAGACUCGACGGCGAUGAAGGCACUCUUGAUGCAGACGACGUUACCAUUUGCCAGCCGGUUGGACUGCCCAACCUUCUUUUCUUUCGGCGGUGAUAUGCAGACGGCUUCAGCACCAGCGGUUGCUCAAGUUGGUUUGGGAUCGACGGCCGCCCCAACACAUACCCUCAAGAGUAUCUUGAUGAAGACCACGGGUGUUUUCCAGCACUGUGGCUUCCCCUUGGUGGCCACGGAUAUUAACGACCAGUAUGGCCAGGUCCGCCGUCAGGAACUCAAGUUAUUGCCCACUCCGUUGCGAUACAUUACAGGGAAGGACGCCUUGGCACCUAAACCGGAUAUUGCGGACAGUUGGGGAGCUUUCAUGAGGGCCUCUCUGGAUUUGCAAAAGCUCUUCUAA